CAUACUGGAAUACUUUUAACCUAUCCUGUUCUUUUUCUCUCACAUGAGGAAAUGUGUAGUUUUAGUUCCUGUUUGAGACGUUCAUCUCUCUUCGUGUCUCAGCUCUGCUGACCGGCUCAUAAAGACUCCACAGAUUCAGUUCUCUCAGUCUGCAGAAGAAUCUACAACCAACAAGACUUCAGUCAGGAAAAAGACAGCUGUUGUCUCUCUGGAAAGAUGGUGCGAAAGGAAGACCUCUUGAAAACUCUGGUGGAUUUGAGAGAUGAAGAAUUCGAGGACUUCAAGUGUCUCCUAAAGGAAGAAAGACUGGAAGGCUACCAAACCAUCAAAGCAUCCCAGCUGCAGAAUGCAGAGAGACGAGACACCGUGGAUCUGAUGGUGCAGACCUACCAACUUCCUGGAGCUGUGGAGGCGACCAAGAAGCUUUUAGAGAAGAUCAACAGGAAUGAUCUGCUGCAGAGUUUAUCAGACAGCAGCUCAGGACCAGAAGUGAAUUUCAGUGAUGAUCUGGGCACUUCAGAGAACGGAGGACCUUCCUCCUGUCUGACUCCUCCUCCUCCUCUUCUUCCUCCUCUUUCUCUACUUGAAGUUCAUGAAGAGCAACAAGCUGCCAAACCAAGAGUCUGUGCUGGAACCAAACUGAAGACCUGUCUGGUGUUUCUGGGGAUUCUGGUGUUUCUGGUGUGUUGUGUCUUCAUCCCCUACGGGACUGUGAUCAGCCUCCACCAUCCAUCAUCAUAUAAUGAGACAACAACUGUGGGGACAACUGAGGGGACAACUGAAGGGACAACUGAGGGGACAACUGUGGCUCAGCUGGAGGAGACGCUCAGCACAAAGAUGAAGAACCAGUUUGAGGAUGAGCUGAAGAGGGUCCAGCAGUAUGCAGUGGAUGUGACUCUUGAUCCUGAUACAGCACAUCCUAAACUCAUCCUGUCUGCUGAUGGGAAACAAGUACAUCAUGGUGAUGUGAAGAAGAAUCUCCCAGACAACCCAGAGAGAUUUACACUUUAUGCUGAUGUGUUUGGAAAGCAGAGUUUCUCUUCAGGCAGAUUUUACUUUGAGGUUCAAGUUAAAGAGAAGACUGAUUGGGAUUUAGGAGUGGCCAGAGAGUCGAUUGACAGGAAGGGAGAAAUCCCACUGAGCCCUCAGUAUGGUUUCUGGACUAUAUGGUUGAGAAAUGGAAAUGAGUACAAAGCUCUUGAUAACCCUUCAGUCGAUCUCUAUCUGAAGUCUCCUCUUCAGAAGGUGGGGGUGUUUGUGGAUUAUGAGGAGGGUCUGGUCUCCUUUUAUGACGUAGAUGCUGCAGCUCUUAUCUACUCCUUUACUGGCUGCUCCUUCACUGAGAAACUCUACCCAUUCUUAAGUCCUAGUUUUAAUUAUGGUGGUAAAAACUCCGUCCCUCUGAUCAUCUGUCCUGUCAAUCAAACUGCCUGA
This is a messenger RNA of Scomber japonicus (chub mackerel), 1434 nucleotides long. Its product is annotated as E3 ubiquitin-protein ligase TRIM39-like. Bases 217 to 1434 code for a protein of 405 amino acids. The transcript is spliced from 5 exons. Gene Ontology annotation, molecular function: protein binding. Lineage: Eukaryota; Metazoa; Chordata; Actinopteri; Scombriformes; Scombridae. The record is from RefSeq and is a predicted model, not a curated record.